Molecule: messenger RNA, 1341 nt
Organism: Lodderomyces theae
Lineage: Eukaryota; Fungi; Ascomycota; Pichiomycetes; Serinales; Debaryomycetaceae
Exons: 1
Coding region: 1-1341 (446 amino acids)
Biological process (GO): attachment of GPI anchor to protein
Cellular component (GO): GPI-anchor transamidase complex
Source: RefSeq, a predicted model, not a curated record
AUGAACAAGUCCAAGGAAUCUCCCAGAAUCACGUCUCUUCGGAAAGUGAUAACCUUGGCUGUCAUUGUGAUGAUGGCUGGAAUCGGGUAUCCUCUAUUCGUUUACACUACAUCGAUCUAUCGUGCCGAUUUACCAAUCGAUCAAAUCAAUAGCUAUGAUCUAUCAACUAUGGAGUUUAAGAUACCGAUUUAUGUGAAUGUACCACUCGAUCAAAAUAGUCUACGAACGCAGUUUGAUCUGCUAUACCCUGAUUUGGCCCAAAACUGGUUAAUCGAAUUUGUUGACAAGGCAGACGCAAGGUAUAUUGUCAACGUACACCAAGAUGCCAAGUCGACCAAAGUUGAAACAUCUGACAGGACAAUUGAUAUAAGUCUACGACCACAGGAUGAUGUGAAUGCUUCAAUUCAACAAGCUUUGUUUGAACAGGUCUUUAAAGACGAAUUGGAUCAAUUAGUCUCAUUAAAACGUCGUCAAUCAACAACCGAUAUCUCAUUCCCUUACAGUAAUAAAUAUAACUUGGUAUUCUCGUUGCUUGUUGAAGAUGGAAAGAAAGUCAAUUGGCAAAUAGAACAAGCUCUUGCCGAAUUCGAACCAGUUCUUGUGUUUUUACAAAACAUCACUUCAUUUUCCGUAACCACCCAGAUCCAAUACUACUCCAACCUCAAAGGUAUUUACCCCAAUGGAAUCAUUACUCAAGAUGACUUGACCACAUUUGUUGAUUUCGGUGGUUGGAAUCUUGUUAAUUUAGAUAUCGAACCCACCAUCAAUUUCGUAACUUUUCUUCCCAAGAACAAACUUUCCAUUGCCGAUUCUGAUUCCAACUCCUUUUUGAUUCCUCAAUGGGGAGGAUUCAAGAUUUACAACAGAGGAUUACCAUCAAUGGCCAAUGCAACAUUGACCGUGGAUGAAUUAGUCCCCAUUAUGAAUAUUUUUGCCAAUCAAUUAUUACAAUUGCUCGGGUUCCCCAAAAGUGACAGCCAAUCCUUGGAAAUAAAGCUAGACUCGUUGCAGCGCGUGUUGGUGUACAAGAAUCUUCAAAACUCACUUGAUAACUUGAAAUCAUUAGUCAAAUUGUCACAGUCCUUGAAGGAUAUCACUGUACCAGAAGAAACUCGCCAACAGGUGCUUUACAGUCUUGAGCAAGUUGAUGAAGCCAUCAAGACAAAAACGGUGGAUGCUUCAGCCAAAGCAGAACUGGCGUCAAAUAAAGCGUUUUUUGAAAAGAAGAUGGUCCAACAGGCUUAUUUCCCUAGUGAGCACAAGUUGGCGGUGUUCUUGCCCUUGUUGGGACCGAUUUCGUCAAUCGUUAUUUUCAACAGCAUAAAGUUAAUCAAGGGUUAA